Molecule: messenger RNA, 1995 nt
Organism: Anopheles maculipalpis
Lineage: Eukaryota; Metazoa; Arthropoda; Insecta; Diptera; Culicidae
Gene: Ets96B
Product: ETV5-related protein Ets96B
Exons: 5
Coding region: 1-1995 (664 amino acids)
Biological process (GO): cell differentiation; regulation of transcription by RNA polymerase II
Cellular component (GO): nucleus
Molecular function (GO): sequence-specific DNA binding; DNA-binding transcription factor activity, RNA polymerase II-specific
Source: RefSeq, a predicted model, not a curated record
AUGAACGCACUAACGCAAAGUAUUAGUCCAAUACAGUCGUCGCUUGGCCGGUUGCAGGAGCUCGAUACCACCGGUGCGUCCUCCUCAUCCACCCCGACCAGGGUGGGUGGCGUGGCCUCAACCUCGACAGCGGCCGCACUGAUUCUCUCUGUCAGCGGGGGUGACAAUCGAACGAGCGCCAGUACAACCCUCGUCGUCGGUACGGCCACCGUCGGAGAAUCACAGCACACGAACGAUUUCCUGUCCACCUCGCUGUCCUCUCCGGUCGCUUCUUCCGUGGCCGCCAAUUAUCUUCUUCAUCAGCAUCAUCUGCACCAGCAACAUCAGCUCGAUCAGCAGCAACAUCACAUCCAUUCGCAGCAACAGCAUCUGGACAAUCGUGGCUCCUCUACGGUGGCAGCGACUAGUGACGGAGGCUCUACUACCGGUAGUAAUAGUGUUGUUUCGAAUGGGUCCACAUCUUCACUGUCACACAAUGGCAAGCAACAUCAGCGCAAUGGUAGUAGCAGUAGUAGCAACCAGGCACCCAUCUCAUCCUCACCGGAACCAGCGGGAUCACUUACGAACUCGUCGCUAACUCAUGUGACGCAUCCAUUUCACACGAGCAACUCUUCAUCUACGGCCCUCACAAAUGAUUUUUAUCCGGACUAUCGGAUCAGUUCCGGGUAUCGGCUCAAUUCGCACCAUCAUCACCAUCACCACCAUCACCACCAUCCGCACCAUCAUGGGCCACAUCCACGGGACCUGACGACAUCACCACCGGCCACCAUUACUGGCCAUCUUCCCUGGACGCCAGCGGCAGCAGCCGCCGGUACCUUCAUACAAGACAGUUGUGAUAGUUACAGCUUGCGCCACGAACACGGGACAAAGGGAAUACGCAACGAACGGUCGGCAUUUUUCGAUUUCGCGACUACUCCUGCGACGGCACAUCCGGCCGCUGCUGCUGCCGCUUAUUGCUACCGUCUGUCCACACCUCCCCAGCUAGUCAAGCGCGAACCGAACGAUGUAUCGGCGGCCGCUGCCUGGCAUUCCUACUCGGAGCGCAUGUUUUCUGACCCACUGUACACCUCGCUCAAGCUACAGACCGCUCAGCAAUCUUCACCACCGCAGCUCGUACCGCAACACUCCAUCUUCCCUGACUCAACAUCCCAUCUGGCAUCGGCAGCGGUAGUAGCGGCCGCAUCACUCGAACAUCAUCAACAUUCACUCGCGGCCAUCGGGACGCACGGUGUACAGCAAGGUGAUGGUAGUCACGCGACCGACCCCUUCCUCCAUCAGUCCAGCGUUGGAGGAGGCUAUCCGUAUCGUCAACCAGCGGACAUCGUUACAUCGAGCGAGACCGAUUACUGUACCGGGCCUGGUGGAACAUCCGCAUCCAUUGCCAGCAUCACCACAACUACGAAUCCUUCUCCACUCGGCACUCUACAGCAAAAUGGCUCCAACGGAACACUUCAUCAACGGCGAGGAUCACUACAACUGUGGCAAUUCUUGGUGGCACUACUCGAUGAACCCUCGUCUAGUGCUGGUUGCAUCGCUUGGACCGGUCGUGGGAUGGAGUUUAAGCUGGUCGAACCGGAGGAGGUUGCCCGCCGGUGGGGCAUUCAAAAGAACCGACCCGCCAUGAAUUACGAUAAGCUUUCGCGCAGUCUUCGCUAUUACUACGAGAAAGGCAUCAUGCAGAAGGUGGCCGGCGAACGGUACGUGUACAAGUUCGUUUGCGAUCCUGAAGCACUCUUCAACAUGGCGUACGGGACGUCCAGUGCUCAAACUAGCCAAUCGUGCGGCGGUGGUGGGUCCGGGAUGGAUGGACCACUAGGUGGUACGCACGGUGGCCAUCACGGUGGUCCGAAUGGUACGUCCUCCUCUUCACCGAACUGUCACAAUGCGGGCCCCGGUCCCGGUGGACCACAACUCGUGGGUAGCGAUGUAACGGACGACGUGGACCGAAAUCCUUACUUCAGCGGAAGCUCAGCGGUGUACAACCAAAGCGGCUGA